This is a messenger RNA of Silurus meridionalis, 4413 nucleotides long. RefSeq names its product RAS guanyl releasing protein 3 (calcium and DAG-regulated) (gene rasgrp3). The record is from RefSeq and is a predicted model, not a curated record. Gene Ontology annotation, molecular function: calcium ion binding; guanyl-nucleotide exchange factor activity. Gene Ontology annotation, biological process: positive regulation of GTPase activity; Ras protein signal transduction. The coding region runs from base 300 to 2405 and encodes 701 amino acids. The transcript has 17 exons. Lineage: Eukaryota; Metazoa; Chordata; Actinopteri; Siluriformes; Siluridae. Gene Ontology annotation, cellular component: plasma membrane.
AGAGAGAGACACACAGAAGGACAGAAUCACAUGCUCUCCUCUCGCACGGCAGACUGUUUUACAGCUCUGAUCUCAUCUUUCUAAAGAGCUAGAGAGAGUGUGUGUGUGUGUGUGUGUGUGUGUGUGUGUGUGUGUGUGUGUGUGUGAGUGUGUGUGAGAAGACAGUUGGACUAAUACAUAACUUUAACUGUGGAUUUAAGAGAUUUAUCAGUGAGGAGGGUUUGAGAAGCUGAUCAAAUCAGGAUGAUGAUCCGCUGGGAAUGAUAUAAACUCACUGAGUUCAUGGUGGCCUGAAGGUCAUGGGGUCGUUCACGCUAGGGAAAGCGGCGCCUCUGGAGCUCCUGCUAGACGCCUGCAUCUAUGCCUUCGAUGAUGAAGGAAAUCUAAACGGAAAUAACCUUCCCAGAACUCUCCUGCUAAUGCACAGAUGGUACGUCUCAUCUACAGAACUAGCGGGAAAACUCUUCAUCAUGUAUCGGGACUGUAUGGGAGACGACAGCGAACGAACGAGGCUGAAGAUCUGCUAUUUAAUGAGGUACUGGAUCGUUGAGUUCCCCGCUGAGUUCGAUCUGGAUCUCGGUCUAAUUCGACUAACAGAGGAGUUUAGAGACGUAGCGGCACAGCUGGGUUGUGACCAACACCUCAGACUACUCGACAUCUCCACCAUCCCGUCAUACGAUUGGAUGAGGAAGCUGACACAAAGGAAGAAGCAGGUGAAGAAGGGCAAAGCGUCGCUGCUGUUCGAUCACCUGGAGCCUAUGGAGCUGGCUGAGCACCUCACCUUCCUUGAGUACAAAUCCAUCCGCAGGAUAUCAUUCACAGACUAUCAGAGCUACGUGGUAAAUGGCUGUCUGAUAGAAAACCCCACACUGGAACGUUCCAUUGCACUGUUUAAUGGCGUGUCCCAAUGGGUUCAGCUGAUGGUCCUCAGUAAACUCACACCACAACACAGAGCUGAUGUCAUCAGCAAAUUCAUCCACGUGGCACAGAAACUUCUCCACCUGCAGAACUUCAACACGCUCAUGGCGGUGGUCGGGGGUUUGAGUCACAGCUCCAUCUCACGCCUGAAAGAAACUCAUGCACACCUCAGUGCUGAUGUCACCAAGCAGAUGUGGAGCGAGAUGACGGACCUGGUGUCGUCGAAGGGGAACUACAGCGCGUACCGUAAAGCCUACAACGAGUGUGAGGGGUUUAAAAUCCCCAUCCUGGGCGUGCAUCUGAAGGACCUGAUCGCUGUGCACGUGGUUUUUUCCGACUGGAUCGAGGAGAGCAAGCUGAACCUGGUGAAGAUGCAGCAGCUCUACAUCACAUUUAAAGAGCUGAUGGCGUUACAGAGCUCAGCGGCUCAUGUGGAGCCCAACAUGGAUCUUAUCUACCUGCUGGCUCUUUCACUGGAUCUCUAUUACACUGAAGAUGAGAUUUAUGAUCUGUCUUUGCUACGAGAGCCACGAAACACCAAAUCUGUGCCGACUUCUCCGACAACGCCGAAUAAAACUCACGCUCCUCUGGACUGGGCUUCAGGCGUGACGACUAAGCCCGAUCCCUCUGUCGUCAACAAGCACAUCCGCAAAGUAGUGGACUCUGUAUUCCGUAACUACGAUCAUGAUCAUGAUGGCUACAUCUCCCAGGAGGACUUCGAGAGCAUCGCCGCUAAUUUCCCCUUCCUGGAUUCCUUUUGUGUGUUAGACAAAGAUCAGGACGGGUUGAUCAGUAAGGAUGAGAUGAUGGCGUAUUUCCUGCGUGCUAAUCCUGUUCUGCAGUGUAAAAUGGGGCCAGGUUUUAUUCACAACUUCCAGGAAAUUACGUACCUGAAACCGACCUUCUGUGAACACUGCGCUGGAUUCCUCUGGGGGAUUAUUAAACAGGGCUACAAAUGCAAAGAUUGUGGUGUUAAUUGUCAUAAACAGUGUCGUGAGUUGUUGGUGUUGGCGUGUCGGAGACUUCCUCGCUCCACCUCGCUGUGCAGCGUCUCCCCCGGAGCUCACAGCUCGUUACCCAGCAGCCCCACGCUGCCCACCUCGAAAGAUGAAGACGAGGUGUUCGAGUUUCCCACUGUGUCACCUUCAGGUUCCGAUUUAGAACGCAAAUCCAUCACCCUGAUGACGGGCUCUGCUCAGAGGAUCUCCGUUCGCUUCCAGAGAGCCACGACCAGUCAGGCCACUCAGACCGACCCUCUGUGGACCGAUAACAACUGGAGUGAAUCCGGAUCUGGAUCACACACCUUCCCUAAGAUGAGGUGCAGACCACAUCGCAAAAACUCUAAAAACAAAGGCUUUGCUCGCUGGGACGAGAACGAGACGAGCGGCCACGAGAGGAGAGAAACACACAAACAACCUGAGGAGGAGCAAAGAAAUGGAGUUCCACCACUUCAUCACCAUUACACCCAUGACAGCAAGAUCAGCUGACUUGGCAGCUCAGGGCGUCAGGUCAGGACGCGGGGGAGAUCUUCAGCUCCGCGGCCCACAAUGCUCUCCUCUCUGGGGGACGUGCUGGGAUGCUUCAGACCCACCGAGUGACCCCACCAAUAAAGAAAGAGGCGGAUAAGGAGGACGAGAUGCCGCAGCUGCUGCACCAGGCGCCGGACAUUAACAAGCGAUCGGGUGCUGAUGCUGUGAAGAAAAAGAUCAAAUACCAUUACACAAUACAGUGAUAGUCCUCUACAUAGGAUUCCAUCAUCAUCAUCAUCGUCAUCAUCAUCAUUUACUUUUCAUGUAACGCCAGAUGACUGGGAGCAGAAUCAAGGAACUCAGGAAGAAACUUUCAGGGGAGGGUUCCUGUUGGACCACGUUACAUAUUUUUGGAGGAAAAAAUAUUUCUCAGGAUGUUUUUUUUAUUCAGGAGUGGACAAAUCAUACGCUUAUUAACAGCGUGAGUGCUGAAAGGAAGAAGAACAGAUCAGACGGAGGUCACGACUUUAUUGUUAGCGACUUUGCUAUUGUUACUCAACUAGGAAGCCUGCAGUGGCUGAUGGAUAUCUGCGUUAUGAUUGGUUGCAAGGUGUUAAUGAAUAUUAAUUAGGGCAGAGAGAGAGAGAGAGAGACGGUAAAGCUUUAUGUACGGAAAUGUUUAUUUCCAGAUGUGUGCAAAUGUGUUCAGGUGUAUACAGAUGUGUACAGAUAUAUGUGCAGAUGUGUGCAGGUGUGUACAGAUGUGUACAUGUAUCUACAGAUGUGUACAGAUAUAUGUACAGAUGUGUACUGGUAAAUGUGUAUAGAUGUAUGGGCAGGUUUGCAUAGAUGUAAACAGAUAUAUGUGCAGGUGUGUACAGAUGUGUACAGAUAUAUGUGCAGGUGUGUACAAAUGUGUACAUAUAUAUGUGCAGGUGUGUACAGAUGUGUAAAGAUAUAUGUGCAGGUGUGUACAGAUGUGUACAGAUAUAUGUGCAGGUGUGUACAGAUGGAUGUACAGAUGUGUGCAGGUGUGUACAGGUGCAUACCGGUGUGUAUAUGUGUGUACAGAUGUGUACAGGUGUGUUGAGCUUCUGGGUUCACUGAUUUGUCCACUCCUGAUAUCAACGAUUAUUUUAUCGUUUUAUUUAUCUUACAAAGCUAGCAAAGGAACAGCAUGCUAAUCCUGGAAUUUUUUUUUUUGUGUGUGUGUGUGUGUGUGUGUGUGUGUGUGUGUGUGUGUGUUUUCUUGAGGUAACACAUAAGGGAUGUGUGUACAAACAUCUGGGUUUUUGGUCUGUGUAAUUUUCAAAGGUAUAAACACUACAUGAGAUUUUUAUAAAUUGAAUGAGAAUUCAGAGGAACAUGUGAUGAAGGGGUUUAAAGAUUCAUGCUAGUUUCAUGGAUGCACGUAAUGACAGGUCUAUGCUACUUUAUGUUUUUUUUUUCAUGGUAGUUUCAUGCUAGUUCAUGAUAUAUUACAUUAGUUUUUGACAGACCAUGUUAGUUUCAUGCUAAUUUGUGCUAGUUCAGGCUAGUCUAAUGCUAGUCUAAUGUUAUUUUCAUGCUAGUUCAUGAUACUUCAUGCUAGGUUAUCCUAGUUGAGUAUAAGUUGUGGUAUUUUAAUGAUUGUUUCAUGCUAGGAUCCAGAAGGUUGUAAUGAUACAUUGUUAUGUAGUUCAUAUCGUUAAUGGAAUAUUAUUAUUAUAAGUCAAUUAUUGUUUGAGGAAGAGAGAGCUAAGAAGAGAGAGAGAGAGAGAGAGAGAGAGAGAGAGAAAGACAGGAAGCGUUGACGUUAGCAUGUUGAUGAUUUCAUAAAGAAGGAAAAAACACUACGGAUUUUUGAGCCGGAUCUCAUCACUUGAGAGAAAGGUACGCAUCGCUGAGAAAUAAAAGACAAGCGCUUUAUCAGGACGAGGUGAUGGACAGAUUCACUCUUAUACACGUUGUAUACAUCAUAAACAUAAAUACAGAUAUUUUAUUAUAUAUGUUUAGUUUCUUUAUUGAAAUAAAUACAUUAUUAUAA